Messenger RNA from Laccaria bicolor S238N-H82, 1501 nucleotides. RefSeq names its product tubulin alpha. The transcript has 8 exons. Bases 50 to 1390 code for a protein of 446 amino acids. The record is from RefSeq and is a predicted model, not a curated record. Gene Ontology annotation, molecular function: GTP binding; structural constituent of cytoskeleton. Gene Ontology annotation, cellular component: microtubule; spindle; nucleus. Gene Ontology annotation, biological process: nuclear migration by microtubule mediated pushing forces; mitotic cell cycle; nuclear division. Lineage: Eukaryota; Fungi; Basidiomycota; Agaricomycetes; Agaricales; Hydnangiaceae.
UCCCAGUGUCCUUUCUCUCCAUUCUGUUUCUCUUUAAUUCUCUCUGAAAAUGCGUGAAGUCAUCUCUGUGCACGUCGGUCAGGCUGGUGUCCAGAUCGGCAAUGCUUGCUGGGAGCUUUAUACCGUCGAGCAUGGUCUUAGCCCUGAUGGUCGCCUGCUGGAAGGCUCGCCCUCCGCUAACGAUGGAGGCUUCAGCACGUUUUUCUCCGAAACCUCGUCUGGCAAACACGUGCCUAGGUCCCUUUACAUCGACCUAGAACCUAAUGUCAUCGAUGAAGUACGAAACGGCCCUUACAGGAGUCUCUUCCACCCUGAGACUCUUGUGACCGGGAAGGAAGAUGCUGCCAGCAACUAUGCUCGUGGCCAUUAUACCAUUGGUAAGGAGCAAAUUGAUACCGUGAUGGACAAGGUUCGCCGUCUCGCGGACAACUGCUCUGGGCUCCAGGGCUUCUUUGUCUUCCACUCUUUCGGUGGUGGAACUGGUUCAGGUUUUGGUGCCCUCAUCCUUGAACGUCUUUCGACCGACUACGGGAAGAAGUCCAAGCUAGAAUUCAGUGUAUACCCCGCACCUACCUUGGCCAACUCUGUUGUGGAACCAUAUAACUCAGUCCUGACUACACAUACCACCCUGGAACACUCCGAUUGCUCUUUCAUGGUCGAUAAUGAGGCAAUCUAUGACAUCUGCAAGAAGAAUCUGAACAUCGCUUCGCCAAGUCUCACAAACUUGAACAGGCUCAUCGCGCAAGUCGUGUCUUCCAUCACCGCCUCUUUGCGUUUCGAUGGUUCUCUUAAUGUUGAUCUGAACGAAUUCCAAACUAACUUGGUUCCUUUCCCUCGAAUCCAUUUCCCUCUUGCUACAUUUGCGCCCAUUAUUUCGGCCGAGAAGGCUCACCAUGAGCAAAAUUCCGUCGCCGACAUGACCUUUUCCUGCUUUGAGACCGGUAACCAGAUGGUAAAGUGUGACCCCAGAGAAGGAAAAUAUAUGGCCUGUGCUUUGCUCUACCGUGGUGACGUCGUUCCCAAAGAUGUCAACGCUGCAGUGGCGAUCAUCAAGACUAAACGCACAAUCCAGUUCGUUGAUUGGUGUCCCACGGGCUUCAAGCUUGGCAUUUGCAAUGAACCACCUGCUCACGUCCCGGGAGGUGAUCUUGCCAAAGUGUCCCGCAGCAUGUGCAUGCUGUCCAACACCACCGCCAUUUCGACCGCUUGGAGCCGUCUUGACCACAAAUUUGAUCUCCUCUACUCAAAGCGAGCCUUUGUCCACUGGUAUGUGGGUGAAGGUAUGGAGGAAGGUGAAUUCUCGGAAGCUCGCGAAGAUCUUGCAGCACUGGAAAAGGAUUACGAAGAGGUUGGCAUCGACUCGGCGGAUGUUGAGGAGGCUGAAUAUUAGAUUCUCUAUUACGACUUGACCUUACCUUCCUCUUUACGAUCCUUGCACGUCUACUACCCUUGGUCACGCUUUCAUAUCACUGCGGAAUUUUAUGACUUUGAUUCGAGUAUG